Molecule: messenger RNA, 1362 nt
Organism: Schizosaccharomyces cryophilus OY26
Lineage: Eukaryota; Fungi; Ascomycota; Schizosaccharomycetes; Schizosaccharomycetales; Schizosaccharomycetaceae
Product: tel Two Interacting protein 2
Exons: 4
Coding region: 1-1362 (453 amino acids)
Cellular component (GO): cytosol; nucleoplasm; centrosome
Source: RefSeq, a predicted model, not a curated record
AUGCAGCCUUGGGAACAGGUAGUGGAAAAGCUAAAUGCUUUAGAACGCGACUUUUCGGAACAAAAAGCUCUUCAAAAGCAAUUGGACUUUCUUGAUGGGUUUGUCUUUAAAAUCGAAGAGGAACAACUUCCUCAUAAUUUAACCGCGUUACUGCCCUAUUUGUCGCCAAAAAAGAAUUGGAUAAAUUUUGAAUCCAAUGAGUUAAAUUUCGAGCUUAGGAAACCAUAUUGUGAGCGAGCAUAUCGACUCUUGACUAUAUUCCAAGAGGAAAUCAAACAUUUCGUGAAAGAUAAAGAAAAUUGGGAGUUACUUGUGACACUAGUUUCGCUACGAGAUAUCCAAUAUAAGCCUGUUGCGUCUUUUUCUGCUAAUGUUGUCGAUAACACAUUGUCAUCUUUUUCCACAGCGACAAAGGAAGACUUUGAAAACUAUGUUUUAGAAUUUCAGUCUUCUCUAUUUUCCCGUGAUGAUCGUUUAACUGAACAAGGAAGGCGGUAUGCAUAUGAACUUCCUCCAGAUAAAUUCCGACAAGAUCAAACAACCACGCUUCUGGAACCGUCGUGGAAAUCAAAAAACCUUUUCAUUCCUGACGUAAUAUAUUGGAUUAUUUCGAAUCAGACUAGCUUUACUAUUCGGGAUAGAUGGCAUAAAUUGAUUCCAUCAGUGUUGCGAAUCUUGAAUGACCUCAAGCCUAUGGUGAAGCAAAAGGGUCUGCUGCUAGUUCAGUCAAUAGUAGAUGUAUCAGGACUCGAAUUUUUAACUUAUACUGGCUUAGCGGAAAUUUUACGUGAAGAUCUAAUGCUUUUCUACACAUUCUUACCCCCACGAUAUAAAGCGGAGACAUGUGCUUCUCUUAUAGAUUCCUCAUUUCGUUUAUUAAUUCAAAUUGAGAAGAAGAUACCAAAUCUACUGGAUAAGUUAUUUCUGGACGGUGUCAUGUACAUCUUUCAGUUUGCCUCAGACAGCAUUCCCGUGAUUCGUCUCGCUUUUGUGCAAUGCAUGUGUCUCAUGAACAAACUGAACGAAAGAUUUUUGAGAUAUCUUAGCACAACGUUGGAUCAGCUUUGCCUACGGAUACAGAACCCAUUGCUUUGUAACGCCCCAGAAUUUCUUUUCUUUCUUUUAGAAACGCUUCGGUCAAUGUUGAUUGUUUACUUUUACCGCAUAUCUUCCCACCAUACUCAGUUUCUCAUUACACUAGUUUCUUCGUAUAGAAACUGUAACAAUGCAAAUUUGAAGGAACUAAGUCCAUGCAAACAAAAAAUUACAGAAAUUCUUCAAUUUGUUAAAGAGAAUUUAUCUGAAUCUCAGAAGCUGGAUUAUCAAGCUGUAUUACCUCUUAUGGAAUCCACAACUGCUUGA